AGAGGCAGAGACACACGCGGAGAGGAGGAGAGGCUGAGGGAGGGAGGUGGAGAAGGACGGGAGAGGCAGAGAGAGGAGACACGCAGAGACACUCAGGAGGGGAGAGACACCGAGACGCAGAGACACUCAGGAGGGGAGAGACACCGAGACGCAGAGACACCCAGGCCGGGGAGCGCGAGGGAGCGAGGCACAGACCUGGCUCAGCGAGCGCGGGGGGCGAGCCCCGAGUCCCGAGAGCCUGGGGGCGCGCCCAGCCCGGGCGCCGACCCUCCUCCCGCUCCCGCGCCCUCCCCUCGGCGGGCACGGUAUUUUUAUCCGUGCGCGAACAGCCCUCCUCCUCCUCUCGCCGCACAGCCCGCCGCCUGCGCGGGGGAGCCCAGCACAGACCGCCGCCGGGACCCCGAGUCGCGCACCCCAGCCCCACCGCCCACCCCGCGCGCCAUGGACCCCAAGGACCGCAAGAAGAUCCAGUUCUCGGUGCCCGCGCCCCCUAGCCAGCUCGACCCCCGCCAGGUGGAGAUGAUCCGGCGCAGGAGACCAACGCCUGCCAUGCUGUUCCGGCUCUCAGAGCACUCCUCACCAGAGGAGGAAGCCUCCCCCCACCAGAGAGCCUCAGGAGAGGGGCACCAUCUCAAGUCGAAGAGACCCAACCCCUGUGCCUACACACCACCUUCGCUGAAAGCUGUGCAGCGCAUUGCUGAGUCUCACCUGCAGUCUAUCAGCAAUUUGAAUGAGAACCAGGCCUCAGAGGAGGAGGAUGAGCUGGGGGAGCUUCGGGAGCUGGGUUAUCCAAGAGAGGAAGAUGAGGAGGAAGAGGAGGAUGAUGAAGAAGAGGAAGAAGAAGAGGACAGCCAGGCUGAAGUCCUGAAGGUCAUCAGGCAGUCUGCUGGGCAAAAGACAACCUGUGGCCAGGGUCUGGAAGGGCCCUGGGAGCGCCCACCCCCUCUGGAUGAGUCCGAGAGAGAUGGAGGCUCUGAGGACCAAGUGGAAGACCCAGCACUAAGUGAGCCUGGGGAGGAACCUCAGCGCCCUUCCCCCUCUGAGCCUGGCACAUAGGCACCCAGCCUGCAUCUCCCAGGAGGAAGUGGAGGGGACAUCGCUGUUCCCCAGAAACCCACUCUAUCCUCACCCUGUUUUGUGCUCUUCCCCUCGCCUGCUAGGGCUGCGGCUUCUGACUUCUAGAAGACUAAGGCUGGUCUGUGUUUGCUUGUUUGCCCACCUUUGGCUGAUACCCAGAGAACCUGGGCACUUGCUGCCUGAUGCCCACCCCUGCCAGUCAUUCCUCCAUUCACCCAGCGGGAGGUGGGAUGUGAGACAGCCCACAUUGGAAAAUCCAGAAAACCGGGAACAGGGAUUUGCCCUUCACAAUUCUACUCCCCAGAUCCUCUCCCCUGGACACAGGAGACCCACAGGGCAGGACCCUAAGAUCUGGGGAAAGGAGGUCCUGAGAACCUUGAGGUACCCUUAGAUCCUUUUCUACCCACUUUCCUAUGGAGGAUUCCAAGUCACCACUUCUCUCACCGGCUUCUACCAGGGUCCAGGACUAAGGCGUUUUUCUCCAUAGCCUCAACAUUUUGGGAAUCUUCCCUUAAUCACCCUUGCUCCUCCUGGGUGCCUGGAAGAUGGACUGGCAGAGACCUCUUUGUUGCGUUUUGUGCUUUGAUGCCAGGAAUGCCGCCUAGUUUAUGUCCCCGGUGGGGCACACAGCGGGGGGCGCCAGGUUUUCCUUGUCCCCCAGCUGCUCUGCCCCUUUCCCCUUCUUCCCUGACUCCAGGCCUGAACCCCUCCCGUGCUGUAAUAAAUCUUUGUAAAUAA
Messenger RNA from Homo sapiens (human), 1815 nucleotides. RefSeq names its product protein phosphatase 1 regulatory inhibitor subunit 1B (gene PPP1R1B). Gene Ontology annotation, biological process: signal transduction. Gene Ontology annotation, molecular function: protein phosphatase inhibitor activity. Gene Ontology annotation, cellular component: nucleus; cytoplasm; neuronal cell body. The coding region runs from base 442 to 1056 and encodes 204 amino acids. The record is from RefSeq and is marked reviewed. The transcript is spliced from 7 exons. Lineage: Eukaryota; Metazoa; Chordata; Mammalia; Primates; Hominidae.